This is a messenger RNA of Ceutorhynchus assimilis (cabbage seed weevil), 2850 nucleotides long. Lineage: Eukaryota; Metazoa; Arthropoda; Insecta; Coleoptera; Curculionidae. The record is from the annotation of a GenBank genome assembly.
UCAAACCUCAAAUACUGUGAAAACAGUAUCAUUUAUCACAUUAAUUAAUUAACUAAUAAUUAAUAUUCCCCUGUAAAAUGUUACACACUCCCUGCAGGCGAGAGCCAAAGCCAAGUCCGGGUUCACGUAAUUUUCAUUCAUACCCAACCGACCGACCAACGGUGAAACUCGUAGUGCGGCUCACACCGAAAAAUUUCAAUAUUUCAACGGCCUGGCUUAUAGAAGGCUAACCGCGCUUCUCUUUCUCUUUCACAUCCGGCUUGGCGAGCCGGAUCUGAUCCUCACCGAUUUCUUCGCGACUCGAAACCCCCACAUUUCACUUAUAUCUAUCGUCAAAAAAACAUCAGUAUCGGUUUUUGAAUUAUGAUUUUUUUUGUUGUUUACUUAUCGCAAUAUUGUGUGUGACGUACUUUAGAGGUACUAAUGUUUGUCUAAUAAUUUUAGAAGGUUAUCGAAUGUGGGCUAUUGAAAAAACAUCAACGAUACCGGAUCUAAAAUUUUUGUUGAAAGUUUUAAGUGAUUGUGUUAUCUAUUACUGGGUUUAGAUGUGUUUGCAGUUCCGUGUGCCCUUUAUUUUGGAUAUGACUGUAACCUUUGGCGAGAAAUAUGUAGACGAUAUUUGCCUGGAAGGUUGCAACCAGACCAAAACCGGCGAAGACUCCAGCUACGAUUCGGAUUGUGAAGAUCAGCAGGGACAUCAGGACGUGUCCAGAACGGCCAGCGACACUUUGGCCGCCGAAUAUGCAGAAUAUGUUCAACAGGACGUUGUCGGGAACAGUAGCCCCGGCUACAACACUAGAGUGGAGUUCGCCCUAAAGUUGGGCUACACAGAGAAACACGUCCAGGCAGCCCUACAAAAAUUGGGGCCUGCGCCGACACAAAAUGAGCUUUUAGCUGAGUUGAUCAAGUUGGGAGCGCAAAAAGGGGGAUCGUGCGAUAGUAGUCCUACGGAUAGUCUUAUUAGUGAUUUAGGAAUUUUGGAUAGGUUUGAUAUUGAAAGUACCGCUAAUCCAACUUUAUUAAGGCCCAUCGUUGUAGAUGGCAGCAAUGUAGCCAUGAGUCAUGGCAAUAAGGAAAUAUUCUCUUGUAGAGGCAUUAAGAUUUGUGUUGAUUGGUUCAAGGCUCGCGGUCAUACGGCCAUAACAGUUUUCGUGCCCAAAUGGCGCAAAGAAGCACCUCGGCCCGAUAAUCCUGUCCGAGAUCAGGAGAUUUUGGCGGAAUUGGAAAGAGAAAGACUUCUAGUAUUCACCCCCUCGCGUUUAGUGGGUGGAAAAAGGAUGGUGUGCUAUGACGACAGGUACAUUUUAAAACUAGCAGCUCAAUGUGACGGUAUUGUAGUCAGCAACGACAACUAUAGAGACUUGUGCCAGGAAAACUCUGAAUUCCGGAAAGUUGUUGAAGAACGGAUAUUGAUGUACUCGUUUGUCAAUGAUCAUUUCAUGCCCCCUGAUGAUCCUUUGGGCAGAUCCGGACCCACUUUGGAUAAUUUUUUACGGACUCAAUCCAGAAAAGGAGACGUUGCAACUGCGCCAUUGCCACCGCCUUGUCCUUACGGAAAAAAAUGUACUUAUGGAAAUAAGUGUAAAUAUCAUCAUCCGGAAAGGGGGCCGUUGCCUCAUAAAAGCGUUACUGAACGUCUCAGUGAGCAUGCUCAACGACAUUUACAAGCCAGAGAAAGUAAAGAAGGUGAUAUACGUAAAAAUCCUCUAGGCCGUACAAGGUCUAAUGUACCACCUCCAAAAGAACCCCAACAGCACGCAAUAGUAUCAAAAUCGCGCAGCGUAGACAACGUCGGCGUAUUGACCACCUCCCAUCAGUCCUACCAACCUGACCCCUUUGGUUUCCAAACAACCCCCGAAAAAGGCCCAUUUACCAGUUCCUAUCAGCAACCCUGUGGCGAAAAUUUGCACAGAAAACUGGCCAGGCAAUUGACGUUGAAUCCAGCUGGAAACGAUCCACGUUUGAUGUCCAGGCGGUACCCGAGUCCUGGAUAUUUGGGCGGGUCGACUUGGGGUGAUUUACAUCAAGGAGUCACCAGGAUUGCUAGCGCUCCGGAUUCGUAUAGGAGUCAGGCUAGUGGGUGGGCGACUUCUGGAAUGCCAACUCAACAACAAGACCAACAAUCAACGUCUCAGCAAAUGCGCCAUCACAUGCAACGCAUGUCAAGCUGUUCAGAUUCGCAAUUGAAUGUCUGGCCAUCUGGCCAAUGGAAUCCCAUGAAUCAUCCGGAAGACGCGCGUCGAAGACUCCACUAUCAUUUGGCUGCUAUUUUUCCAGAAGAACAAGUAAUGGCAGUGAUGCAGUUGUAUCCGGACGAAACAAAUGCGCAAAAAAUUUGCGCUGCCAUUUUGGCCAUGUUCCAGAAUAAAUCGUAAGUGAGUAAUUUCAAUACUAAAUAGGAAAAUUUAUAUUAAUCAACCUUCAUAUUGAAGUGAUGUCAGGUGGAUAUAUAAUUAUUAGGGCACACAAUGUUUUUUUAGCUGUCGCCACACGAAUAAUUAAUUGUUAGGAUAAUUAAUAAAUUUAGGUUUAUUUGUCUGUAUAAAGUUGACGAUACUGUGUAUCUCUAGUAAAAUUGUUGCAAUUUUUAACAUUAUUAUUAUCAUAGAUGUAUUUGCAUUAGUUGAAAAAUUAUCGAUAUUAAAUGUGGUAUGUACAUUUGAUGUCUUAAAUGUAGGCAAUUGAAUUAAUUUUACAUAUUUUCAAAUUUUUGUGGUGAUCUACAUUUAAUAGAAAAAUGAAAUCAAAAAUACUCUUAUUUUCAAGGCUGUUAAUUCAAUAAUUUUUCAGGAUAGGUAACUUUUUUUUUAUAUAUUUAUAAUAUUUAGUAAUAAUAUAUUUUACUUUUUG